Molecule: messenger RNA, 2451 nt
Organism: Myotis lucifugus (little brown bat)
Lineage: Eukaryota; Metazoa; Chordata; Mammalia; Chiroptera; Vespertilionidae
Gene: KLHL40
Product: kelch like family member 40
Exons: 6
Coding region: 127-1998 (623 amino acids)
Biological process (GO): negative regulation of proteasomal ubiquitin-dependent protein catabolic process; skeletal muscle fiber development; negative regulation of protein ubiquitination
Cellular component (GO): I band; A band
Molecular function (GO): protein binding
Source: RefSeq, a predicted model, not a curated record
CCUUACAGGGCCAGGCCCACCUCUAUAUAUAGCCCACCGAGACAGCUGCGGAGACCAGCAGGCAAGCAGGAAACACAGAGAGGAGGCCCCUGGCACCCCUGGUCGCUGCACCCUAGGCCGCUCACCAUGGCGCUGGGCUUGGAGCAGGCGGAGGAGCAGCGGCUGUACCAGCAGACGCUCCUGCAGGACGGGCUCAAGGACAUGCUGGACCACGGCAAGUUCCUGGACUGCGUGGUGCGGGUGGGCGAGCGCGAGUUCCCGUGCCACCGCCUGGUGCUGGCCGCCUGCAGCCCCUACUUCCGGGCGCGCUUCCUGGCCGAGCCCGAGCCGGCGGGCGAGCUGCGCCUGGAGGAGGUGGCCCCCGACGUGGUGGCGCAGGUGCUGCACUACCUGUACACGUCGGAGAUCACGCUGGACGAGGCGAGCGUGCAGGACCUGUUCGCCGCGGCGCACCGCUUCCAGAUCCCGUCCAUCUUCACCAUCUGCGUGUCCUUCCUGCAGAAGCGCCUGUGCCUCUCCAACUGCCUGGCCGUCUUCCGCCUCGGGCUGCUGCUGGACUGCGCGCGCCUGGCCGUGGCCGCCCGCGACUUCAUCUGCGCGCGCUUCCCGCUCGUGGCGCGCGACGCCGACUUCCUCGGGCUCUCGGCCGACGAGCUCAUCGCCGUCAUCUCCAGCGACGACCUCAACGUAGAGAAGGAGGAGGCGGUGUUCGAGGCGGUGAUGCGGUGGGCGGCCAGCGGCGACGCCGAGGCCCAGGCCGAGCGCCAGCGCGCGCUGCCCACCGUCUUCGAGAGCGUGCGCUGCCGCCUGCUGCCGCGCGCCUUCCUGGAGAGCCGCGUGGAGCGCCACCCGCUCGUGCGCGCCCAGCCCGAGCUGCUGCGGAAGGUGCAGAUGGUGAAGGACGCGCACGAGGGCCGCCUCACCGUGCUGCGCAAGAAGAAGAAGGAGAAGGGGAAGGAGGCAGCCGGGCCCCAGGCGGCCGGCAAGGGCACCGGCGACGCCAAGGCCGAGGGGGAGGAGGAGGACGAGCGCGUCCUCCCUGGCAUCCUCAACGACACUCUGCGCUUCGGCAUGUUCCUGCAGGACCUCAUCUUUAUGAUCAGCGAGGAGGGCGCCGUGGCCUACGAUCCGGCGGCCAAUGAGUGUUACUGUGCCUCCCUCUCCACUCAGAUCCCCAAGAACCACGCCAGCCUGGUGACGAAGGAGAACCAGGUCUUCGUGGCCGGGGGCCUCUUCUUCAACGAGGACAACAAAGAAGACCCCAUGAGCUCUUACUUUUUGCAGUUUGACCACCUGGACUCAGAGUGGCUGGGGAUGCCGCCGCUGCCCUCGCCGCGCUGCCUCUUCGGCCUGGGAGAGGCUCUCAACGCCAUCUACGUGGUCGGCGGCCGGGAGCUCAAGGAGCGGGAGAGCAGCCUGGACUCGGUGCUGUGCUACGACCGCCUGUCGUUCAAAUGGGGGGAGUCGGACCCGCUGCCCUAUGCGGUGUACGGCCACGCGGUGCUCUCCCAUAUGGACCUUGUCUACGUCAUUGGCGGCAAAGGCAGCGACCGGAAGUGCCUCAACAAGAUGUGCGUCUAUGACCCUAAGAAGUUCGAGUGGAAGGAGCUGGCUCCCAUGCAGACGGCCCGGUCACUCUUCGGGGCCACCGUGCACGAUGGCCGCAUUUUUGUGGCCGCCGGGGUCACGGACACGGGGCUGACCAGUUCCGUGGAGGUGUACAGCAUCACGGACAACAAGUGGGCGCCCUUUGAGGCCUUCCCGCAGGAGCGCAGCUCACUCAGCCUGGUCAGCCUAGCGGGCACCCUCUAUGCCAUCGGUGGCUUUGCCACUCUGGAGACUGAAUCUGGGGAGCUGGUCCCCACAGAGCUCAACGACAUCUGGAGAUACAACGAGGAGGAGAAGAAGUGGGAAGGUGUUCUGCGGGAGCUUGCCUAUGCCACCGGCGCCACCUUCCUACCCGUGCGACUCAACGUGCUGCGCCUGACCAAGAUGUGAGCAGCCCGGGGGGCCUGAACUCAGCACCGUCCCACCCCGUGGCCCACACAGGCCAGGCCUCCUGGGGGCUCCAGGGAGGAGGCUGGGAGAGGCCAGAGCCCACCUGGACCUGUUGUAAUGGCCGAGUGGCUGCCUCAGCUGGGAAGGUAAUAGCUGCCCAGCCCUAGCCUUGGGGCAGGGAUGAGGAAUUUAAGGCCUCUCUGGGGUCUCCGGUCUCCACCAUGUCCCCCCGUUCUUGAGCCAGAACCACAGGGACAUCAUCCCCGGCUGCAUCCCGGCCCUGUCCCAGCCCGGCUGUGUGCCUGCAAAUUCCCCACAAGCCCCAGUCCUGGCUGUCAGAGGGGGACGGUCCCCACCGAGUGCUCCCUGCAACACAGAUAGGGCUCCUUCUGUGAGAAGAAUAAAGUGCCUUCUGAGCGGGCAGCUCAGGGUCCGGAAGCCGGGGCUCCAAGA